AUGUCUUAUGAACAUAGGCUGAUGAAGGAGGGUUGGGAUGAGAAACGAUAUCCUGAUAACUACAGAAAUGAGGAAAGGAAGCAGUGGGAGUGUGACUGUGGACCUGACUGUGGUAAUAACCUCUGCUGUGAUGAAACAUGUAGGCUGAAGGCAACAGCACUGUGUAGUUCUGGACCUUGCUGUAAUGAAACGUGUGGAUUUCUAGAAAAGGGAAUCAUGUGCCGUUCUCCUUUUGGAGAGUGUGACCUCCCAGAGUAUUGUGAUGGUAACUCUGACAGAUGCCCCACCAACACAUACAAGCAAGAUGGUACACCUUGUGAACGAGUUCACUAUUGCAUUGAAGGUCUGUGCAAGACUGCUGAUUUUCAAUGUGUAAACGUUUUUGGAUACCCUGCAAGGUCAGCCCCAGAAGACUGUUAUAUUUCCAUGAACACUAAAGGGGACCGGUUUGGAAACUGUGGCCUUCCCACUUCAGAUAACCAGGAAUAUGUAAAGUGUACAGCUGAAAAUAUAUAUUGUGGGAAAAUUAUAUGUACAAAUGUUAAAAAUAUACCAGUGGUCAAACCCAUGCACACAAUGAUCCAGGUGCCUCAUAGGGAUGACUGGUGCUGGAGCAUGGAUGCCUAUAAUAAUACUGAUAUCCCUGAUGAUGGAGAUGUGGAUGCUGGCACACGUUGUGCUCCAGAAAAAAUCUGUCUGAAUUACUCCUGCAUUGAUCAUGCUGUGCUGAACUACGACUGUGAACCAGGACGAAUGUGUAAUGGGAAAGGAGUUUGCAACAAUUUAAAGCACUGCCAUUGUGAGGCUGGCUAUGCCCCUCCUGACUGCACAACUAUAGGAACUGGGGGUAGUGUGGACAGUGGCUCUCCUAUUGUACAACGGGAAUCUGAAAGUGCCGUCAAUGUUGCCAAACAUGAACAUUUCAUAAACAAUAGGAGCAUAAUAUUUCUCAUACUUUUUUUCCUGCUAUUAAUAUUAGUAACUGCUUUUAUCACCCUUUUGUGUAAACAUUCAAGAAAAGCUCCUCCAGAGCCCAAAGAAAAGGGUUCAGAAGAGGCAGCAGAAGAGGUUCAGCCAGAAGAAGAGGAAGAGGAGGAAGAAGAGGAAGAGGAGGAAGAAGAGGAAGAAGAGGAAGAAGAGGAAGAAUCAGAGCCAUAAAAGUAGUGAGAGGAAGAAGCUAAAUAUAUCAAACAUCUCAAGCACUGAGUGGGAAUGAGGCUCAGGGAAGUACAAGUGAAGUGGGAAUUGAUGGCUUGGGGAUGGGAUCUGAAUAAAAAUAUAUCAUCUAUAAAAAUACAAUAAUGUAGGAGGAGGGAUUCAUCCACUUUUGGAACUCAUUUUAGUAAUUAAGCUUUUAUUUAUUUAAUAUAUUAAAUAUUUUACUUUUUCUUUUCCACAUUUCAUUUGAACUCUUCACAUGCAUCUGUAGACAUCAAUGUAUUUGUUUUGGGCCAAUUUUUCCAUUCACCAGAAACUUUUUUAGUACAUGCCAUCUCUCAUCUAAGUUGUUUGACAUGUACUACUGCAUUUGCCUGCAUUUAUUACUUUCACUUUGUAAGUAACCACUACCUAUUAUGAGGGUAGUUGUUUGUGUGGUCAUUUUAAUUUGCCUUAUAAAUGUACAUUCAUUAAAUGAAGAGUGUUUAAACAUAAAAAUAAAUAAAACCCUAUUCAGAUUAUA
Lontra canadensis (Northern American river otter) is the source of this 1681-nucleotide messenger RNA. Its product is annotated as disintegrin and metalloproteinase domain-containing protein 1a-like. Gene Ontology annotation, cellular component: sperm head plasma membrane; plasma membrane; external side of plasma membrane. Gene Ontology annotation, biological process: binding of sperm to zona pellucida; male gonad development. The transcript is spliced from 2 exons. NCBI's taxonomy places the organism in Eukaryota, Metazoa, Chordata, Mammalia, Carnivora, Mustelidae. The record is from RefSeq and is a predicted model, not a curated record. The coding region runs from base 1 to 1158 and encodes 385 amino acids.